Molecule: messenger RNA, 1845 nt
Organism: Salarias fasciatus (jewelled blenny)
Lineage: Eukaryota; Metazoa; Chordata; Actinopteri; Blenniiformes; Blenniidae
Gene: aaas
Product: achalasia, adrenocortical insufficiency, alacrimia
Exons: 17
Coding region: 151-1716 (521 amino acids)
Biological process (GO): nucleocytoplasmic transport
Cellular component (GO): nuclear pore
Molecular function (GO): protein binding
Source: RefSeq, a predicted model, not a curated record
CGUAGCCACACGGCGGGAUCCACUUGAAGCUGGAGUUAAAUGUGUCACUACAUCCUAGCAUGACUUUUUACACUCUGACUUAGUAAACUCAGAAAGUCACUACUUACCACACCUUGAAGGACACGUUACAAGGGACUCACCAGGUUGAAGAUGUGCUCUCUGGCUCUGUUCCCACCUCCGCUGGCCUCCGGACAGACCACAUUGUGCGAGUCCAACAACCAGCUGCUGUCCGGUACCGGCACCGGCACGGAGGACCGACUCCAGCAGGACUCCAGUCUUCUCAGUCUGCAUUUCCCUCGGGAAUCACUGAAGCUUCACUGCCGCGCAGAGAGCAGCAGCAAGGCGGCGUUCCUGGAUCACUCUGAAACCCUGUGGAUGAGGAGUGCAGCAGCAUGGCGGGACGGCGGCUUUACGGGGCUGCUCAAUGAAAUCACCACCUCACACACAGAGGUGCCUAAAUGGCUGUCGAUGAGCUCGGGUUGUAUCCUGGCUCUUCUCCGGUGGGUCUCUUCAUUUCACGGCUCUCUGUUUCCUCAUCUCACAUUGAGCAGCGAGGACAUGAUUGCAGAGUUUUCUCAGGUGCUCAACUGGCCUGACUGUGUGGUGCGAGCUUUCAACUGGCAUCCUCACACUGAUAAAUUUGCUGUGGCCUUGCUGGACGACUCCAUCAAGAUCUACAACCCUAAAAGUGCCACGACUCCCACGCUGAAGCACCGUCUGCAGAGGAGUGUGGCGGCCGUGCAGUGGAAGCCGCUGUGUGCGUCCGCUCUGGCCGUGGCGUGUCAGAACUGUGUGCUGGUUUGGCACGUGGACCCCUGUUCUCUGUCAAACAGGCCUUCGUCUGGCUGCGCUCAGGUUUUGUCUCAUCCUGGUCAUUCCCCCGUCACGUCCCUCGCCUGGGCUCCAAGCGGCUCUCUUCUCGUGUCGGCCUCCCCCGUGGACACAGCAAUGAUGGUCUGGGACGCCGCUGCAGAAAGUUGCGUGCCGCUUCAGCGCGUGGGAGGAGGCGGCGUCACCUUCCUGUCCUGGUCUCCAGACGGCAGCCAUGUGCUGGCCUCCACUCCCUCUGCCCUGUUUAGGGUUUGGGAGACUAGGAUGUGGACCUGCGAACGCUGGCCGUGUUUGAAAGGACGCUGCCAGUCUGGCUGUUGGAGUCCAGAUGGAAGUCGACUUCUCUUCACUGUGCAGGGAGAGACGGUCAUCUACGCUCUGACCUUCACCGACACACCAGGUGUGCCCACGAGCACGUCGAGAGGGCCGCAGGCUGCAGCCGUGGUGGCCGACCUAUCCGAGACGACCUUUAACACGCCAGAUGGGGACGUCAUUGUUGGUGGAGAGAUCCAGUCUUUAGCGUGGGACCCGAGAGGAGAACGUCUGGCGGUCCUUCUGAAAGGUGAUCCGAACGCAGCUCGCCGGCCCGCAAUCAUCGCCGUGUUCAAGACGAGAACCACCCCCAUCUUUGAGCUGUUGCCAUGUGGAUUCGUUCAAGAGGAGCCGGGAGUCGAGCCGAGACUGAUGCAGUUCCACCCGAACUUCAAACACGGAGCUCUGCUCACUGUGUGUUGGUCCAAUGGAAAAAUUACCCACGUGCCUUUCUAUUUCCUGAGUGUCAGCGUGUCGCACCUGGGCCCCGGCGGCAGUCCAUCGCCGCCUCAUCUGCGGGAAAAACACGGCGACUUUGCCAAUCAAUCGCUCUAUACAGAGCUCCUGUCUUGACAGACCUUCAGCCGCCGACACACACUCACAAGUAAUCUGUCAUCGAUUGAUGUUGAUUGCGACACUUUUUAUUUGCUGCACAGACAGUCGUUUGUUGAACAUUGUUGAGGCUAAUAAUAAACGUUUCUG